UUACUUUCCUGUUUACUACUCGCUUCCAUUCGAAGUCCGAAACUCGGUUGCAACAGUCUCAACGGCCGGACUGUAGUGCUAAACGGUUAUAGCUAAUCGUUUUGUUGCAUUUUUUUGCACCAGCGAAAGCGACAUUCCUGUGGACGACUUUGAAUAGUUUCCAGUCAUGUUGUAAUUCAGCAGAAAAAUGAAGACGUGACACUGUGGAGCGUGACUAGGCCGGGAGUCCUGCGGGUUUCCUGAGUGAGGUGCCCGCCCGCUCGUCCCGCUCAUGCUCGCCGUCUCUCUCGGAUUGUCUCGGGACUCUGUUUAUUCGGACUGAGAAUAUGAAACAGAGACAUUUUCGAGAAGCUUCGUUCUCAGACAAGGCGGUUACCUGCUUUUGUUGUAAACGGACAGGACUGUUAAUGUGGUAGCUGACCGGACUGUUCUGUUGUUUGCCGGCUGUGGUAGUCCGAGUCUCACUGAAAGGCUCCAGUAGGCUCGGCUGCGUUAGUUAGCUUGCUUGCCGGUGCGGGAGUUAACUAGCUGCACAGCUAGUUAACGUACCAGUCAGCGUUAGGGGGUAUCAGCUCGCCGGUACCCUGAACACUAGACGUCUCCCCGGCUCCGGCCCCCUUAAGCGGGCGGUGAGGAAGAAGCUGGCCGGUAAGGGAUGGCCUGGAGGCUCGUCCCGGCCUCAGGGAGCGGCGCUGUUUGAGGGAGGGCAGGUCCGGCUGGAUCACACGACCGGCCGCGGCGCGAAGAUGGCCGCUGCCGCGUCUGGAGCCACGGCUCGGAAGAGCGAGGAGAUCGCGGAUCUGAUAGACUUGUUUUCCAAGACCCAGUACAGAGCGAAGGAGGUUACCCCGCGGGUGGAGAGAAUAGAGAAGCGAUGCCUGGAGCUGUUUGACCGCGACUACAAGUUUAGUAUCAUCCAAAACAGCAACGGCGAGGUGUGCGGCCACUACCCACGGCAGAUCGUCUACUUGGAGUAUGAAAGCACUGAGCCCAAUAAAGAAAGCUUUGAGAGUACAGUGCAGAUCAGUAAGCUGCAGGAUCUGGUGAACCGCAGUAAGCUGGCCCGCUGCAGGGGGAGAUUCGUCUGUCCAGUCAUUCUCUACAAUGGCAAGCAUGUGUGUAGGUCGUCCACGCUGGCGGGAUGGGGGGAACUGUACGGACGCACCGGUUACAAUUACAUCUUCUCAGGGGGAUCUGAUGACACUUGGGCAGAAUCAGAAGAAGUGCCAGAGGAUGAUACUGCGGUCCGAAAUGGAGAUUCGCAGCUGUUUGAUAAGGUGAGGGGUUCGGACAUUAAGCUGCUGAAGUAUCUGUCCGUGCGCUACAUCUGUGACCUCAUGGUGGAGAAUAAGAAGGUCAAGUUUGGCCUGAAUGUCACCUCUUCUGAGAAGGUAGACAAGGCCCAGCGCUAUGCAGACUUCACACUGCUCUCUGUGCCUUAUCCAGGGUGUGAGUUCUUUAAGGACUAUAAAGACAGAGACUACACAGCAGAGGGUCUCGUCUUUAACUGGAAUCAGGACUUUGUGGAUGCUCCCUUGACAAUCCCUGCCUGUUUUACCAAGAAUCUGAACAUUGACUGGCGUGAAUAUCAGUCAUGGGACCUGGUGCAGCAGACCCAGAAUUACCUAAAGCUGCUUCUGCACAUCAUCAACAGUGAUGAUGAGAGUGGACUGUUGGUGCACUGUAUAUCAGGCUGGGACAGGACUCCACUCUUUGUGUCCCUUCUUAGACUUUCUCUGUGGGCUGAUGGUGCUGUUCACGUCAGCCUGGAGCCAGCAGAGAUUCUGUACCUGACCAUCGCUUAUGACUGGUUUCUCUUUGGUCACAUGCUGCCUGAUCGUCUCUCUAAAGGGGAGGAAAUUUUCUUUUUUUGCUUCAAUUUUUUGAAGCACAUUGUCUCUGAGAAGUUCUCAGUCAUUAGGAAGCAGAGGAGGAAAAACUCUCAGUUCAAAGACACUGAUUUCACAGUGGAUGACCUCUGCCAGCUAAAGUCCAGAGACAGGGGCAGUGUGACCAGUCUGAGUAGUGAUUUCUCUCUGAUAACUGAGGAUACAAGUGCUCCCUCCAGUCUGCCUCCUGAACCUGUAGACCUGAUCUCCAUUGGGCCUCAGGCCUCCAGCGGGAGGAAAGCUAUGAACUCGUCUCCUCAGACUGUGUUUUGGAACCGGCCAGUCCCAUUUGAAGAGCGACUACCUCAUCCACUCACAGAGGGCAGGUCCUCUAGUUCCUCAUCCUCCAACCAAUCAGAGCAGGGCUUAAUUCGGACAGGCAGUAGCCCUUUGGCUGUGCCAGGGAGAAGGUCUAUGGUGGAGUAUGCUCGUUCUGGCUCCUCACUCUCUACAGAGUAUGGUAGUUGGCAGAUCGUUUCAGGCUGUGGAAGUAUCCAUGACGCUACUCCUCUCCCGACGGAGUCACCCCUGCCCUUCAGCUUCCAGGACGAGGGUCCUAGCGGCCGCAUGUGUAUGUAUGGAUCAGAGAGGCAGGCUCGGUUGGAGGCGGUGAGGGAGCUGUUUUUGGCGGCCUACAGCUCCACAGUGGGGUUGAAGUCUUCCUCUCCCAGCUCGUCCGGGGCGAUCUCUGGGCUGCUGGAGCAGUUUGCACGUGGUGUUGGCCUCCGAGGCACCAACACCAUUGUCUGAGUCCAACCCCUCCUUUCUUCCUUUCUGUCAUUUGUGCUGUCCUCUCUUAUUUCUGUCUUUCCGUCCUGCGUGUGUGAUAGCGAUGAAUCACCAAGAGAAGUGUUCCCAGUUCUCUCUCAUCUCUUCAGUUUGACAUUUUCCUUUUCACUCCAUCCUGAUUUAUCAUCCACCGUAUUUGUCUUAUGUAGUACAUGUGUAUUUUAAUACCUCUCAUAAAAGAUCACAUCUGUGUUCAAAUCCAGAAGCAGUAUAUUGUUCUUCACAAAUAGCCUCCAAAGAAAUCUGCCACCCACCUGCUGUUCUCUUUUUUCCAUUCCCCUCAUUUCCCUCCAUCCCUCUAUAUGGACACCAUUUUACUUGGACUUACAAAGGAGAAGAAAAGUGCCAAACUUUAACUCUGGGGCUACCUUUUAUUUUUGUUUUUCCUUUAAAAUUUUUAUUUACUACUUUUGUUUUUACACACCAAAUGUGACUGUUCAGGUGCCUCUAGUAAAUUUAAGCUUAAACAUAAUUAACACUACUUUCCCCCUGUCCUUUGUCCCCUAGUUUUGCCCUUGCUUGUUUGUAUAGUCAAGGCAGUAAGAUGUGAGGGCAUGAAUGAAAGAGUAAAUACAAAAAGGGAAAAGGGUUUCUUUCAACUCUCUUCAUAUUGCUGAAGCCAUAUUGCUGCCCCAAGAAAAUGGCUCUUGGAAAAAAAAUUAAAAUGUCAUGUCUAAAUGGACCUCCAAGGCUGUGAAGGAGAAAAAAGAUGAAAAGAAACAAGAACAUGUCAGAACUACAGCCUGCCCACAGGUGUGUAACUGUAAGAGGAAAAUCUUGUCUCUUUGUCUUCCUUUGGGACAAACUCUGUGUGAAAAAGCUGCUAGUCAUGUUUCAGCCCUGAUAUUUGUUUAGAAACAGCACUUGGGAAGUAGAAAUGUGGCAAUGGUGUUUCUUUUUUCUAGGGAAAAUUACCAUUUAUAAAUAGAUUUAGAGAAAUUGUCCUUUUGUUUACUUUUAUUACCUCUUUUCCUUGUCUUAACAUACUAAAUACCUAAAACUUAAGAUUGAUCUGAAAAAUUCUGAAAAGUGAAAAAUUCUGCUGUGUCUGGCCUGGAGGAUGGUUGGUCUGUCUGAUUUAACCAAGUGGGAGCUAAGGUUUCACUGCAAACUUUCCCAUGUAAGACAGGUUAGCAGUUCAACCUUUUAAACUCAGAAAUCCAAGCCCAUCAUGCAGUUGGUCAUGAUUCAAUAUAAUUGUUUGUUAGAUGUUUUAUGUAAAAUUGUGCCCCUAUUCUUAAUUUGGUAUUGCUGUACUGUUCAUAUUUAGGCUUCAACAAGCAUAAAAGUAGCAGACUUAGUAACUGGCAGUUCUCGAAAAACCCUCCAAAAACUAGGAAAUGGUUCUAAUUACAAUCACAAGAUCGCACCUGUUAACACAGUAUAUACUCCAUGCUCACUGUGAGGUCAGUUCUACUACUGCACACACUUUCGUCAGUUCCUUUCUAGCCCUUAAGCUUGCUGAGUUGGCUGUUUUGGUCAAACCCAGACGUUUGAAUCUACAGUAACAUCAGUAAAUGUAAAAGCAUUAGCAAAUAUUUUCCAUCAGAUCUAUGAUGUUGUAACUGCACCUGAUAAUGCAAUGCAACCACUAUCACCACUCAUCUGUAUCUCACAACUGUUUUGAUUACUUGUGGGGUUUUGACAGAUGUUUUAGUCUAAAGGUGACAGGUGGCUGAAUAUGAAGCGAAGGUAGCACUUAAAGUUCAGCAUUUAGAACUUAGGAUUUGUUUGUCUUCUUAAUGCCAAACAGUUUCAAUGCCUUUUUACCUCAGGACCAUGUGUUGUGCCUUUUUUGUUUUUAAUAUGGGGCUCGAUUUUUUUUUUUAAAGUGUCUUUUUUUUCUGGCAAUUAUAGUAUGUAUCUUGAAAUUCAAAUGCUUGAUUUUUUUUAUUGCUUCAGACUCUUCAUGGGUUGGAACACUUCUUGAAUAAGCCUGUUCUGGCCUUUAAUCCCCUCACGUUUGCUUUUGCAAGAUUUGCUGUGUUUAUUUUUUUGGUUAUACAGAUUGUUGCAGAAAUGUUCUCAUUCAGUCAGACUUUCCAAAAGCUGAUUAUGUUUGGACUUACCCCAUGCUGGGUACCUCCAAGAACAUUUCUGAGCUUUCUGCGGUCACAUUGAUCAAAAUGAAUUUUUGUUUAUCAUGCCCACAUCACUAGAUCACUAUUUUCAGAGAUCUGUCCCACACAUGCACAGUUGUUGUACACACAAAAGUGGGUAUCCAGCAUUAAAAUGAUUAUCAUAGGAGUUGAGCAUUUUGCAUGAACUUGCUCCUUUUUUCCUUUGUUUUCUGUCACCCAACUCAAAAAUGUAAAGUUGGGACUUUUUUCAAUGUGGAAAAUGAACGGUUUGACGUUUAACUUGAAGAUAUACUUUUAAUUAUAAUCUGUUUCUUUUUCUGUGUUGUAUAAGGAACUGCUCAUUUGCACUCAUCCUUUCAUAACUGUAGAGAGUGGUGCACCCUUUUUUUGUUUGUACAGGCUUUGGUUUUAAUUUUAACUUUAUUGAUUCUCUAUUAAUAUUCCCCUUACUGUGGCCAAGGAGACGUGGGACACAGAGGGUUAUGUUCUUCCGGUGGAAAUAAAAGGAAUCAAAUCAAA
This is a messenger RNA of Colossoma macropomum (tambaqui), 5278 nucleotides long. RefSeq names its product myotubularin related protein 14 (gene mtmr14). Gene Ontology annotation, biological process: dephosphorylation. Bases 747 to 2639 code for a protein of 630 amino acids. The record is from RefSeq and is a predicted model, not a curated record. Gene Ontology annotation, molecular function: phosphatidylinositol-3-phosphate phosphatase activity. Lineage: Eukaryota; Metazoa; Chordata; Actinopteri; Characiformes; Serrasalmidae. The transcript has 19 exons.